AGUUUCUUUCUACUCACGGACUCGCAGUAAUCGGACUUGUUACUCAGUUUGACCGUUAACGGACUCUGAAAGGACCUUUGUACGAUCUGGAAUACCACUGUGUUUGGACGUUGUAUCAGGAAUUUCAUAGUACAGCCGCAUCUCCGCGCUGUGGAUAUUUCUUCUUAUCCUGGAUCUUGUGGAUUAUUUUACUGACUUCAACAUGACUUUGGAAGAGGUCGUUGGAUCAAACAGCACCGAAAAAAAGAUGGAGACGGUGAGUCAAGCUCUGGAGGAGCUACUGGUCGCUGCUCAGCAGCAGGAUUGUCUCACGGUUGGAGUCUACGAGUCCGCCAAACUCAUGAAUGUAGACCCAGACAGCGUUGUACUGUGCAUCCUCGCAACUGAUGAGGAGGAUGAAGACGACAUAGCGCUGCAGAUCCAUUUCACGCUGUUGCAGGCUUUCUGCUGCGACAACGACAUCAACAUCCUGCGGGUGUCAGGCAUGAGGCGGCUGGCUCAGCUGCUAAAGGAGGACACCGAGGACAGCAACAGCAACGAACCCCGGGAUCUGCACUGCAUUCUGGUCACUAACCCUCCAGUGCAGCCUCUGCAGUGCCAAGCCCUGCAAGACGUCGGCAGCUUCUGUGAGGAGAGCCGAUGCAGCAAUCAGUGGGUGCCCUGCCUGGAGCUGCAGGACCGUUGACUGGAACCGGGCCAAGCCAAACCGAAUCAGACCGCCGGGGAGCGGUGAGAAAGAGUGAAAACAAUCAAACCUGCGCAGAAGUAACGCGGUUUGAGUUGUUGUGCUGUGCCGGACCGACCCAAACCGGGAGCCCGAUGGGGGAGGUCGUUGUGACCUCGUGGAGCACGUGAAACGUCGGUACUGGUAGUGGCUGUGGAAGCUGGACCAGACUGAGCAGGAAGUCUCAGUCAUGGAGCUGCAGAGGGGGAAGUGAAGAUGAAAUACCAGGACUUGAGUGACGCAAAUGGAUGUCACAUGAACGAACUGAAGAGCUGCACGUAAAGCUCUAGACUACCUGCGCUGCAGGUGUGGCAGGUGUUCUGCUUACCUGUUUGCUGCACAGGAACUUUUGUCAUGAUGUGAUUUUACACACUGAUGUAUCUAAAUACAUUAAAUAUGAGUCUGCUUGAUGUAAUAGAAUAGCCACAAGUGAGAAGUGAAGCCACAUUGUGUCUUAUUCUGUUUGGUCAAUAAAGUUUUGAUGGAAAUAUAA
Molecule: messenger RNA, 1217 nt
Organism: Oreochromis niloticus (Nile tilapia)
Lineage: Eukaryota; Metazoa; Chordata; Actinopteri; Cichliformes; Cichlidae
Product: growth arrest and DNA damage-inducible protein GADD45 beta
Exons: 4
Coding region: 203-685 (160 amino acids)
Biological process (GO): regulation of cell cycle
Cellular component (GO): cytoplasm; nucleus
Source: RefSeq, a predicted model, not a curated record